Messenger RNA from Fusarium coffeatum, 663 nucleotides. RefSeq lists its product as uncharacterized. NCBI's taxonomy places the organism in Eukaryota, Fungi, Ascomycota, Sordariomycetes, Hypocreales, Nectriaceae. Bases 1 to 663 code for a protein of 220 amino acids. The transcript is spliced from 3 exons. The record is from RefSeq and is a predicted model, not a curated record.
AUGAAGUUCCUCUCUAUCCUCCUUGCCGCUCCGGCUCUCGUCGCAGGACGAUAUCUCAGUGAUGAAGUCUCAUCCGGUACUUCUACUCACUACGGCGGCAACGUCGGAGGAGGUGCCUGUGGUCUUGUUGGCUACACUAUUCCUUCCGGCAUCUAUGGAACUGCCUUCUCCGGUUCGAACUGGAACAGUGCGGGUGUUUGCGGUAACUGUAUCGAGGUUACUGGCCCAACUGGCAAGAAGAUCAAGGCUAUGAUUGUUGACAGAUGCAACGAGUGCAACAAGGGACACUUGGACCUCUUUGAAGAUGCUUUCUCUGCCGUUGGAGGAACUAGCGGCCUUGUCCAGACUAGCUGGAGAGCUAUCUCCUGCGACAUUACCGCUCCUCUUGUCCUGCGCAACAAAGAGGGAACAAGCCCCUUCUGGUUCUCCAUGCAAGUCCGCAACAGCAACCUCCCCGUCAAGAGCCUCGAAGUCAGCACCGACAACGGCCGAACCUGGGUCGGAACUACCAGGAAGGAAUACAACUUCUUCGAGAACCCCAGCGGCUUCAGAACUGAGACGGUUGAUGUCCGUGUCACCAGCUCUACUGGCAGCACUAUCAUUGUCAAGGGUGUCAAUGUUAAGCCUCAGACUGAGUUCAAGGCUGGCUCCAACUUCCCUUGA